AUGGAGGAGCUAUUUCCCGAGGAGGCCCGACCCAAAAGUCAAGCAUCAGUACGACCAAAGGAACGAGAUAUUCCACGACUAGACAUUCGUGCAUCCCUACCGAAAAUCGCCACACCAAGACCCGAACAGCACAAGCCUGGCGAAGAUACCAACAAGGACAAUUGGUGGACUAGAGCAGAGCCGACCGCACCAGAGCAAGCACAAGGAAAUAAGCGAAAACAGACGAUGCGUGUCGACGGUGUGCUUAUGUUGCGCAAUGCCAGCAAAACUCUCGUCGAAGAUGACUUUACAAGAUUGAUUCCUCAAGGAUUGCACAUCGAAGGUUGGGCACUGGAUCAGGCCGAUAUUGUCAAGGUCGUCCCCGGUCGCAACACAGCUACUCUUGAGCGCGCCAACUUCUACUUCAUUCUCUUCAGCUCCCGCGCUGCAAUGAACGCCUACCGCACCCACGUCAAGCAGUUGCAUUCGCUUGCAUCGAGGCAUGUGCAGUCCAGUCUUACAUCGCCCAUACCUCCUCCACCAGGCAACCAUCUCAACGGACAGGACAUCCAUGCUUUACUACAGGCUUACACUCUCGUUCCUCCGUCCCGGCUCCUGCAUCUUCUGCCUCUGCCCAUGCAGGUUUCUCCAUCCAUUGUCGACAUCAUCCAUAACCUAGGCUACCCAGAAAUCGCCAAGACUCCCCUCGGGAAGCCAUACGUCGUGAUGAUGCGCCUCGAAGGUCCCCAGUUGCCUAUCACUAUUGUCAAAGGUGCGCUUGAUAAGAUGGAAAGAGAACGGAGGAUACCAUGGAACCGCGACUUUGGCGACUUGUCCUUCUACGUCAGGGAGCCGAAACCGAAGAACGUUUCGCCUCUGGACGUCAAGUCUCGUCUGGACAAGGAAUGGGAGUCUGAAUUGGAUGAAGAUGUGGUCGCGGAAAUUGAUGAGAUGGACAAGCAGCUUCAGAGUGAUGACCAAGCGGAACAACGAUCCAGCAGACGAGAGAGACGCAAACCCCGAUGCUCGUAUCUUUUUGGUUUCGACAGUGAGGAUGCCGCCCUCAAUUUUGUACAAUACUGGCACCGAAGGCCGCUCGACAUUCCCAAUCAAAACGACGAAAAUGACGAGGUAGCGCCUGUAGUGGAUGCCGAACUGUUGUGGUAA
Messenger RNA from Aureobasidium subglaciale EXF-2481, 1146 nucleotides. RefSeq lists its product as uncharacterized. The transcript has a single exon. Lineage: Eukaryota; Fungi; Ascomycota; Dothideomycetes; Dothideales; Saccotheciaceae. Bases 1 to 1146 code for a protein of 381 amino acids. The record is from RefSeq and is a predicted model, not a curated record.